Molecule: messenger RNA, 3304 nt
Organism: Echinops telfairi (small Madagascar hedgehog)
Lineage: Eukaryota; Metazoa; Chordata; Mammalia; Afrosoricida; Tenrecidae
Gene: RNF145
Product: ring finger protein 145
Exons: 11
Coding region: 83-2107 (674 amino acids)
Cellular component (GO): endoplasmic reticulum; endomembrane system
Molecular function (GO): ubiquitin protein ligase activity; zinc ion binding
Source: RefSeq, a predicted model, not a curated record
CUGCCCUUUUGGAGAUGAUGAGAAACCUUUGAAUUGUUGUAGUUCAUGUGGAAAUCAGGUCUACUCCAAGGUGGGGGGAAACAUGGCUGCAAAGGAGAAACUGGAGGCAGUGUUAAAUGUGGCCCUGAGGGUGCCCAGCAUCAUGCUCCUGGAUGUCCUGUACAGAUGGGAUGUCAGCUCCUUUUUCCAGCAGAUCCAAAGAAGUAGCCUCAGCAACAACCCUCUUUUCCAGUAUAAGUAUUUGGCUCUUAAUAUGCACUAUGUAGGUUAUAUCUUAAGUGUUGUGCUACUAACCUUGCCCAGGCAGCACCUGGUUCAGCUUUACCUAUAUUUUUUGACUGCCUUGCUCCUCUAUGCUGGACAUCAAAUCUCCAGGGACUAUGUUAGAAGUGAACUGGAGUCUGCCUAUGAAGGACCAAUGUAUUUAGAACCUCUCUCCAUGAAUCGAUUUACAACAGCCUUAAUAGGUCAGCUGGUGGUGUGUACUCUGUGCUCGUGUGUCAUGAAGACGAAACAGAUCUGGCUCUUCUCCGCUCACAUGCUCCCUCUGCUAGCUCGCCUCUGCCUUGUUCCUCUGGAGACCAUCGUCAUCAUCAACAAAUUUGCAAUGAUCUUUACUGCACUGGAAGUUCUAUAUUUUCUUGGGUCAAAUCUUUUAGUACCUUAUAAUCUUGCUAAGUCUGCAUAUAGAGAAUUGGUUCAGGUAGUGGAGGUGUAUGGCCUGCUAGCCUUAGGAAUGUCCCUGUGGAAUCAGCUGGUAGUUCCUGUGCUGUUUAUGGUGUUCUGGCUGGUCCUAUUUGCGCUCCAGAUCUACUCCUAUUUCAGUACUCGAGACCAACCCGCAUCACGUGAGAGGCUCCUUUUCCUUUUCCUCACAAGCAUUGCUGAGUGCUGCAGCACCCCUUACUCGCUCCUCGGCUUGGUUUUCACCGUUUCUUUUGUGGCGCUGGGCGUGCUGACGCUGUGCAAGUUUUACUUGCAGGGUUAUCGGGCUUUCAUGAACGAUCCUGCCAUGAACAGGGGCAUGACGGAAGGAGUCACACUCUUAAUCCUGGCAGUGCAGACUGGUCUGAUAGAGCUACAGGUUGUUCAUCGGGCCUUCCUCCUCAGUAUUAUCCUCUUCAUCGUGGUAGCCUCGAUCCUGCAGUCCAUGCUAGAGAUUGCUGAUCCUAUUGUCCUUGCCCUGGGAGCAUCUAGAGACAAGAGUUUGUGGAAACACUUCCGUGCUGUGAGCCUGUGUUUGUUUUUGCUGGUUUUCCCUGCUUACAUGGCUUAUAUGAUUUGCCAGUUUUUCCACAUGGAUUUUUGGCUUCUUAUCAUUAUCUCCAGCAGCAUCCUUACUUCUCUUCAGGUUCUGGGAACACUUUUUAUUUAUGUCUUAUUUAUGGUUGAGGAGUUCAGGAAAGAGCCUGUGGAGAACAUGGAUGAUGUCAUCUACUAUGUGAAUGGCACUUACCGCCUGCUGGAGUUCCUGGUGGCCCUGUGUGUGGUGGCCUAUGGCGUCUCGGAGACCAUCUUUGGAGAGUGGACAGUGAUGGGCUCUAUGAUCAUCUUCAUCCAUUCCUACUAUAAUGUGUGGCUUCGGGCCCAACUGGGCUGGAAGAGCUUUCUUCUCCGCAGAGAUGCCGUGAAUAAGAUCAAAUCAUUGCCUGUUGCUACAAAAGAGCAGCUUGAGAAACACAAUGAUAUCUGUGCCAUCUGUUACCAGGACAUGAAAUCUGCUGUGAUCACACCCUGCAGUCAUUUCUUCCAUGCAGGUUGUCUCAAGAAAUGGCUGUAUGUCCAGGAGACCUGUCCCCUGUGCCACUGCCACCUGAAGAACUCCUCCCAGCUCCCAGGACUAGCCUCUGAACCCAUUGUUGCUGCUGUUGCCGCUGCUGCCGGCGCCGAGCAAAAUGGGCAUCAGGAAGGUGAAGGUACUGAACCCCCAGGGCAGGAGCAGCCUACAGAGGCCUGUGUCCACGAGGGGCCUAGUGACAAUAACAAGUGCAUUGCCAGAAGAACAGAUAGCCAGGAAGAGACUUUGAAUCCUGAGGAAUGUCCGCUCAGGGCAAAAGACGGAACAGGUCCUAUUGGAGCCAGCCCAGAAGAAAAGAAGCAGGAAUGAUGCUGACAUGUUGUGGAGGAGAACCUAACUUGAGAUGGGAUUUGUGCUCAGCUGUAAGGAACACAUGAGGCCAUCAGGCGGGAGACUGACAUUCCAAGGAUCUGACCCAGAAUAUGCUCGCUAAGUGGAGGCCACCUGCUUCAUCCCCCUGGACCCUGGAAGAAAUGUUGCAAUGUGUGCUAAUCAAAAUGUAUUUUCUUCUUCUAUGCUGGUGUUUUGUAGAGGUUUGCCAAGGAAAUUCAUCCUCAAUAACUUCAGAUACUGCCCCGGUGUGCAAGGAAUCCAUGAGAUUGGAGUGUGUGCAAGGGGCCCAGGACAGGCAGGCGGCAGCAGCGGGGUGGCGCGGGAGAAGGCAGCAGGCAGAAGCGGAGCGGACCUUCCGUUCUGGGCAGGACAGGAGCCCUUUUCUCCACCCCACCCCUCACUUGAAUUGGGGGCUCGGUCAGGCGAUUUUGAGAUUUGUACAGCACUUGAAAUGAAAUCAAAGAUGUAAAGGCGCUGAUUGUAUUCAAAGAUUGGAGCACGCUCAUAGUCCCGACGUGCUUUACGGCUGGGGCGGGCGGACCCUAGCCUUGCGGGUACGUUCAUGUAAUCUGAGGCUCUGGAACUCGAUGAUGGAGCCUUCAAUAUUUCAGUGUAGAUGAGACUUUUGUUAAUAGGCUACACUGUGUUGGCUGUGUGAAGUAAACUAAAGCUCUGGUGAACACUUUGGAGCCUGCACGAACUCAGGCAGACUGAAGUGGGAAGGGCUUUAGGGCACUGAUAAAGGCCCCAGUGUACUUUUCAAUCCUGUGUGAUGCUUAAUUCUUGCAACUGGAUCAAAACAGUGUUAAACUCUGGCAAUAUUUGCACUUUGGGAAUGAGUACAUACCUGUAUGAUCACACUCUGCAAAUGCCACUUUUGAAGCUGUUAAUAGACUUUGCACCUUUUCUUUGACAAGGAUAUGUCCUAUUUAAAUUUUUACAUUCAUCAUGGCUACAGGUAGAAUCGGGGAGGGGGGCAAUGUAAUUUUUUAUGGGGAUUUUGAUAUGAAAAGAAACUAGUCAUUUAUUUAUACAAUAGGCUUGACUCAAAAAGUGUUUUUCAGACUUGGUAUUCCUAAUGUGGGAUGUGACUUUAUUUUCUUUUUAGUAGUAAAUUUGGAUGUAGACUGACAGACAUAGUUGAAUGUCUUAAUAAAUUUAAAUUUGAAGAUA